Messenger RNA from Tilletiaria anomala UBC 951, 1621 nucleotides. Its product is annotated as putative RPT3-26S proteasome regulatory subunit. Gene Ontology annotation, biological process: proteasome-mediated ubiquitin-dependent protein catabolic process. Lineage: Eukaryota; Fungi; Basidiomycota; Exobasidiomycetes; Georgefischeriales; Tilletiariaceae. The transcript is spliced from 3 exons. Bases 204 to 1454 code for a protein of 416 amino acids. The record is from RefSeq and is a predicted model, not a curated record. Gene Ontology annotation, molecular function: ATP binding; proteasome-activating activity; ATP hydrolysis activity. Gene Ontology annotation, cellular component: proteasome regulatory particle, base subcomplex.
CCCCAGCGUCCAUCGUCAAUCCAUGCCUUCUAGCUGCACGCAAGUCAACGAAUACGAUCGACUCCCUGGACGGCAUACAUCUGCCUUACUGCAACUAGCAUCAGACCGGCGCACAACCGAGCGGAGGGAGCGGAUAUCGAGCGAGUGCACAGCACGCCAUACAUUCUCGUCGACUCGCCCUUCGAAGCCAAUCGCCCGCCAGGAUGGAGGAGAUCGGCAUCGCCUCGUCACUCCGCAUGACGGACCCGACAUUCGAAGAUGCUAUUGCAGAAAAACAGGCCGUACAUCAGGAGAUGGCGCAGGAGGAAGACACAUUCUUGCGAUACAAGAAACUGCAACGGCAUCUGGACUUUUUGAACACGAUGGAAGAUUAUGUCAAAGACGAGCAGCGAAAUCUAAAACGCGAGCUGGUACGAGCACAAGAAGAAGUCAAGCGCAUCCAGUCCGUACCACUCGUCAUUGGGCAGUUUCUCGAGCCAAUCGACCUACACACGGGCAUUGUAGGCAGCACGACGGGGUCCAACUACGUCGUACGCAUCCUCUCCACGAUCGACCGCGAGCUGCUCAAGCCGUCAUCCUCCGUUGCGCUACACCGGCAUUCAAACUCGCUCGUCGACGUCCUGCCGCCAGAAGCCGACUCCUCGAUCGCGAUGCUAGGGCAGGAAGAGAAGCCGACCGAGACAUACGCGGACGUCGGCGGGAUGGAUGUGCAGAAGCAGGAGAUCCGCGAGGCAGUCGAGCUUCCUCUCGUCCAAUUUGACCUUUACCGGCAGAUCGGCAUCGACCCGCCGCGCGGCGUGCUGCUCUACGGCCCGCCGGGGACAGGCAAAACGAUGCUCGUCAAGGCAGUCGCCAAUGCGACGACUGCAUCUUUCAUCCGCGUCGUCGGGUCCGAGUUUGUGCAAAAGUACCUCGGCGAGGGCCCGCGCAUGGUUCGCGACGUGUUCCGCCUCGCGCGCGAGAACGCACCAGCGAUCAUCUUCAUCGACGAGAUCGACGCAAUUGCGACGAAGCGCUUCGACGCGCAGACUGGCGCCGACCGCGAGGUGCAGCGCAUAUUGCUCGAGCUGCUCAACCAGAUGGACGGCUUCGACCAGGGUUCCAACGUCAAGGUCAUCAUGGCCACUAACCGUGCGGACACACUCGACCCAGCGCUCCUCCGCCCCGGGCGGCUCGACCGAAAGAUUGAGUUCCCGUUACCCUCGCGGAGAGAGAAGCGGCUCAUCUUCCAGACCAUCACCGCCAAGAUGAACCUCGCGCCAGAUGUCGACCUGGAGGACUACGUCGGCCGCCCGGACAGGCUGAGCAGCGCGGAGAUCGCCAGCAUCUGUCAGGCGGCCGGCCUGCAAGCCGUGCGCAAGAACCGAUACGUCAUUCUUCCCGUCGACUUUGACGAGGCGUGGAAGCAAACCGUCAAGCGCAGCGACGAUGGCAAGAUGGAGUUCUACCAGUGAAAGGAAGAGCCAUCACGUCGCAAUGUCCGUGCGCCCUUCCUGCAAUUUCCUCAGUGCCUCCCGUUCGCGCGCCAGUCUGACACAUGCUAUUUUUCCAUGUUACAGGAGGAGCUGGGAGACGAGGCACGAUCAUAUGUAUUCAUACACACUGCAAUGCAACGACCAAU